Molecule: messenger RNA, 10894 nt
Organism: Cinara cedri
Lineage: Eukaryota; Metazoa; Arthropoda; Insecta; Hemiptera; Aphididae
Source: the annotation of a GenBank genome assembly
CCUCCGUUGACCGUUGGUUUGACUUGCGAUUCAAAAUGGCUACUGACGUGCCCGUAGCUCGUUGAUGGCUGCUGCGUGCCCGUUUUCGUGUGCUUCAGUUUUCCUCUGAACUUUUCCAGUUCAUUUUGCUAUCGAUCUAUCACUUGUUUCCCCGUUUUAACGUUCUCAUAGGUAUGCUAUACCGACGCCACUACAUUAAUAACAAUGACAAUAACUGCUUCUAGAUAAUUUCAACAUUGUAAUUUAGUUUUGUUUUUUUUUUGUUACCUACAGGUACCUAGUGAUUAUAUUCCGGAUUGUACACGUUUUGAUUUUUCAUCGUAUUUAUCAUAACCAUAUAACCAUUAUGCCACCUAAACGAAAGGUUGCAGCCAAGAAGGUUAUCCGGUCCAAAGAAGUGCCGGUCGAAAAUAUCGACCCAAACGAAAAGAUUGUCGAUAAGGAUGACGAUGUAGAUGGGAAGGACAUGUCUGAACCGAAAUUUACUGCCAGGCGACCAUUUGAAAAGGGUGAGUAGAAUGACAUGCCAAUCGGUUUAGGAAAUCUUUUGUUGUGCCUAUAAUGUAUUUCCUAUAAAACACCUAACCUCAACUAUAGCACAUUUAUUGGAACAAAUCUAUUUAAGCACCCCUUCGAAGUUUUAAAUUUUUUUCGGAAACAUGUAUUUCAACGUUAUUAAAAUUAUGGUGCCAAAAGUUUUUUGAGGAAACCAUUGAUUUUAAAGUUACUGCUUUAGUUAUUUACGAAGUUCACGAUUUUCGGUGUUAACGCAUGUGCAUAACUCUAUAGUUUACAGUGCUUAUAACGAAGUUUUCAAUAUUUGUUUUUGAAAUCAAAGUGAACCAACGUUGUAACUAUGAUCGUGUAAAAUUAAUUAUUGAAAAUCAAGGUCUAGUUUCGCACUCCCUCGAAAUUUCGGAUUUUUUUUGGAACGUAGAAAAAUAUAUGGUAUUAUCGUAUUUUUGAAAUUACAAAACCACGUCCAGUCGGGUUAAGUUUAGUAUAACAGGGAAAAGUGAAAUAGCAUUAUAGGCGGAUUAAGAGACCGAAUGUACUCACUGCACUCACUCGGAUAAUUUUAAUCGAAGAUAACUCGAUUUGUUGUGCAAAACCACAUCUGGUAGGUAACAGGUGACUUGUAGGUAGUUCGUUUAGUAUAGUCUGCUUUUGAAUAUGUGUAAAACACCGAAAAUCAACAAUAACUCUAAAAUUAAUGAUUUCAGUUAAACACUUUUGGCACCAUAAGUUAUAAAAUGUUGAAAUACAUGUUUCCGGAAAAAAAAAAAUUCGAGGGGGAGUGUUAAACUAGAUUUAUAACCAAAUUGUAUUAGUUAAAUUAAAUUAUUGUUUGUCCCAAUGAUUGAUAUACUUAUACAUUUUUUCUUCUAUAGUUAAUUUUUUACUUUGCCAGGAAUUUUCCAUGAAAUUGAUUGAUUGACUUGUGUUUAGUUUUUUGUUAUAACAUUUCUUUAUGAAAGGUAGAAUUGUACUUCCAUAUAUUAUCAGGAAAAACUUGAGAAUGAUUGUAAAGUUGUCCUGCCCAGCAUUCCCCGUGCCAUUUUUUUAUUAUUUUUUUUUUAGCUAAAUUAUUUGGUGUAUGUAUAUAUAUAAGCAAAAAUACCAAAAUCGCAAAAAAAAAAAAAAAUAGAAGGUUGUUUUGCUAUGUAUUUCUAGUGAAUUGUAGUAUUAAAAAUAACUAACUUAUUGUAGGUAUGUGGGGAUGGUAUCUAUGAUUGAAAGAGGAAUGAAUCGUUGUAGAUGAUGAUGGCCUAUAAAAAUAAAAAAAUGCCAGCCUUUCAUUUUUUUAAUUUAAUGUACUGAAUUUUUAAAAAAGGCCUACAUAUUUUUUUUAUCUUCAAUGACAAUUUAAAAAAAACAUCAAUACUAACAUUACAUUUUGUUGCAUAAAAUAAUAUGGCACAUAGAUCUUUAGAAUUAUUUUUAUUUAUAUAAUUACCAUAGAUAUAUUUUGACCAAACUUUUUUUUUCAUAUCUAUCCGUGUAACUAAGGUAAUUCAUAAAAAUAAAUAAUUUAAUAAUAUCUAAAAACCAAAUUAAAAUACUAAAAUCACAAUUUAAAAAUGGGAGUGGGGUCAAUUGGAGUAUGUUGGUCGAGUUGGCUGCAAAACCAAUAAUAAUUUUAGGUAGUUAUUGUGUUCUCUUAAAAUUUUCUGUUUCCUAAUUGCAAUAUUCAAUUCUGAAAUUUCAUUUUUGUAGUCUUAAGAAUCACUUUCCAUUAAAUUGCAGUUAUAUACUGACAUAUUGCUCUUGUCAUAAUUCUAACAGAAAUGUAUACACUUUAUGGAUAAACUCAAGAUAUACUCAAAACACAAAAUUAGUAGUACAGAAUAAAUUAUUAGUAGUAACAGUAAUCAUAAAAAGUAUUAAUAAGUACCUAUUGGUAACGAGAGAUUUUAGCUUAACUGGAGGAUAACCUGCAGAAUUACGUUUGUUAAAAAUCCUACUGUAAAACCUCUGGUAACCGGAGACUUUUUCCCUAACCUAUCUAUGUAAGAACCAACUGUCGGUUAAAUUUCAAUUUAACUUCCGGUUAGCGCUAACUGAAACUUAACUGGACAUUGUGAAAACGGACCUAAUAGUUUUAUACUGUAUGUUUUAUACUUUAUUGUAUUAUUCGUUACAAUCCUGGGCUUUCAUAGUAAAUGUGAAAAAAAGGGAAAAUUUACAAAAUAUAUUAUUUUCAAACCGUUAAUAUUAUAAUUUUUCAAAACAUGUAUAACCACCAGUAUUUUUCGUUAGCAAUGAUUAAUCUUUGUGUACAAAUAUACAUUAAAUUUCCUCUCUACCUUACCAAAGUCCCACCUACAACAAUAGGUUAUAAAUAAAUUAUGUUACUGUGUAGCUGUUAAUUUAAUUUAUGAUAAUUAUAAUAGUCGAUGAAAACAAUCAACGUGAUUACGAAUCAACCUUUAUAUUUUAAUUUAAACUUUAUAAAUGUAGAAAAUCUAUUUGUGUUUUAAUUAUACAUGUUGUAUAACUACAAUUAUUUAAUAUUUUUAUUGUUAUUAAUUUUCAUUCAUAUUUUCCUAACAACGGCUGUAUUUUUAUAUUGUUAAAGAUUUUUUUUGUACAUUUUAUUUAUUACACUGUUUUUUUUUACACUUGCAAUUUUUAAGAGUAGUUACCUAUUACAUUUGCAAUUGUUAAGUCAUCUACUUUAUUAUAGAUACAAUUUGUAGUUUUAUAACUCUUUAAAGUUUUUCUCUAAACAAAUAAUAAUGUUUCUAGUAUAAACAAUAAUUUUAAUCUAAAAUCAAUUAAGUAUUAAUUAUUAAUUAAUGAAACUGAUUUUACAUUAAAUUGUCUGGUCUAAUAAUGAUUAUUGAGUAUACUGCGUACAAAUUUAAAUAAUUGCUCAUCUUGUUAGUUAAUAUACCUAUUGUACACAGUGAUCAAUCCUCUACACUUAUUAUCUCUGAAAAUUUUAACUUAGUUUAGAUUUUUUUUUUCCAGACAAUUUAAGAAACAAAUAGGUAGUUUUAAAAUGCUAUAUUAACGUUAUUUAUUGCCACCCUCAUUUUUGGGGAUGAAACACUAUUCACCUUUGGUUUUUAACCUAAAUUAAAAAUUCCAUUAAUAGGUGAAGUUUUAGUGUACAUUGAUUUUGGUGUUGACAUUUUUAAUUUUUAUCCACCUAUUAACAAGGUAUUCCAUUUUUAAUUUUGGGUAGUGGUAGAGUAGUGGAGCAUAAUUUGUGUGACUCCGCGGUGUAAAACCUUUGAAAAUAGCUCUUCACUGCUUUCAUCUUAGCUAGCUAUACUUAAAAAUGGGAUGUGUAGUAAACAGGUUGGCAGACAUUUAUAAUUGAGAUUAAUGAUGAAAAUGAUUGAUUAUUGUUAAAAAUAAUUAAUUUAGAUGAAGUUUUAGUUUAUUUAAACUAAAAUGUCAUCUAUUUAUAGAAUUUGUAAUAUACGUUGCUAAUUGAAAAUCAAAAGUCCUCCCAAAAUAAUUUAAUAAAAAAUGUUAUUCUUGGUAGAAUUUGGAAUAAUUUAGUUUACUUUGAUUCACUUAAAAAAAGUAGAAGCAAUACUGAUAUAUGUGUAAGGUAACCUAUACAUAUUUAAUUUGUUUUUUUAAAUUUGUGUUUUUUUUUUUUUUGUGUUGGUAUUCAUAAUGGUUAAUAAUUUAUAAUGUUCGUACCUACCUAAAAUUAAACAUUAAUUAAAAGUAGCUAUUAUUUAUAGCGUUUAUAAACUUAUAUACCCAGGUACUUUCACUUAUACUUAUUCAGUAUUAUUUAAGAAAAUAAAAUAUAAAAAUAAAAAAAAUAUGUGUCGUUCACUUACCUAUUGAUUGUAUUCAAUUAGUUCAAAUUAAUGUUCUAAAGUUUAUUGUUCAUCAUUACAUACCACAAUAUGAACUGAGAAUGAUAUUUGUGUUCAGAUGGCUUAUUGAGAAUAUUUUAAUAUUGUUUUAUGUAAUGCAAAUGUUAAAACUUGAAAGAGAAUUGUUUAACCCAAUAAUAUUUAUAUUGAAGUUGGGAUAGGAAGGGAGGGAGAUAGUCCUUGUUAGUGGCAUAACUAAGGGGAUCUGGAUCCCCUCCUCGAUCCUUGUAGUAUGCACACUAUUUAAUCUAGAAUUUGAUGCAGUGAAGCAAUGAUUUUGUGGUAAUUUAUAUAAGUCUUUGGACCUCUCUCAUGAAAAAAAAUGAUAGUUUUGCAACUGAUCAUUGUCUUGUUUUAAGAAAAUUUUACUGUAAAUAAAAACAAAUAUUAUUCAUUCAAAUUAUUUAAUAUCCAUGCCACAUUUAUGCUAAAAUAAAGAUUUAUGCUUAUAAAAGCUUUUAAGUUUUGAGCAGAGCGAGGAAUGGAUUGGUUUUAUAAUGAUGUUUAAAUUAUUUUGUUUUCUGUGAACAACUUUUCACCAGCAAUUUUGCUCCAAUUUACAAUGAUAGCACUUUUCCUGAAAAGAAAUCUGACUAGGGAGAUAUUUUAGAAAGAUCAUUUUUUGACUUUCCUAGUUUUUACAUUAAAUAUGAAAAACUGGGAAAAUAACUUGUUAAAAUAAGUACAAUUUUAAAAAAUAUUAAAAAAAAAAUACAUAAUGCAUAUGCAUUUUUUGAUUUUCCUAGGAGUUUUUUCAACAAAUGUGAAAACUCGAAAAAAAAAAAAUUGGCACAUUAAACAAAUAUUAAUAAAAAUAAUAUAUAAUGCCUAUUUAAUUAUUUUACCAUAAUAUGACAUAUUAUAUUAUAUUGUUGACAAAGCAACAAUAUCAACUAGUCUUGUAAAGUACUUGAGUAAAAGUAUUCAGAUACUUUUUAAGUACUCAAAUACGUAUUUUAAAUAAACUUGAAAAAAUUCCUUAGACACAUUAUUUGAAUACUUUUUUAAAAAUAUAUGUAUUUAAAACUAAAUAUUUUCUUACUGGGAUGCAAAUCUAAAUAAAAUAAUUUAAAUUUUACAACAAUUCACUGCUCCGUUUAUAAAAUUACUAAUGACUGUUAAAUAUAUUACAUUGUUGUCCAAGUUCAAAGUUGUUACAUUUGAUAGUACAUUCACCAAAGCUCAAAAAAUACAGAGUUCAAUAAUUUUCUUAUUCUAAUUUAUUUAAAUAAAACUAAAUAGCGCUAAAAUAAAUAACUAAUUUAGUUUACUAAUGAUUAAAUGUAUUUAUAAAAGAUCAAAAAAGAUAUUAGGUUAAUGUAAAAAGGUAAAACACAUUUUUAUAUAAAAUAAAAUCUGACUUGUUAGUAUUUAUAAAUACAUUUGAAAAAUAUUUGUAUUUGUAUUUAAAUACUUUUUUCCAAGUAUUCAAAUACGUAUUUUAAAUCCUUAUGAAAGUACCUAUCUGUAUUUGUACUUGAAUCCUUUUUAUAAGAAUCUUUUACAAGAUUGCUUUCAACCAAAUUUUGCUCAGAAUAGGUUAUUCAUUAGCAGUGAUUAAUUGUUGUGUGUAUACUUAAAUUAAAUUUCUCUCAAUAUUUUACCUUCUGAACUUCUUACCUACAACAGUGGCCCACCCAUUGUGUAAAGUAUAUCAGUUUUUUUUUGUGGAGUUACUGAGAAAUACAAAGUUACUUGAAUUUACUAUUGUGUAUUUAUUGAUUUGAUGUUUUAGUGCUUGGUAUAGUAUAAAAAAAUGAAAUUGAUUAGAAAUGACAAUAUUAAUUUGUUAAAUAAAUUAAUAAUUUACCUGUUUCCUAUUUUACUAUUAUUUAUUAUGCGAUUUUAGUAGUAGACUAAUACAGAGUUGUCAGGAAUGUAUUUGUGUUUUGCUAUGAGAUCUGUGCUUUAUUUUUUUAAUAACUAAUGGUAUUCUACUAGAAACUGACUCAGUCAUCAAUUUUAAGGAAUGUUACUGGUAGCAAAUUUUGUCUAGUUAAUUUCAUUUUAUGAAUUUACUUUAACAUUUUUUUAAUAAUUUAAAAAACUGGAAUAUUUUUACACAACAACAGUUUAUUUAUUUUCAAUUUCGGUUUUUUGUUGUAAUUCAGUUAAAAUAUAUAUAAUUUGUAGACCUUCAAUUUCUACCCAAUACUUAAUAUAAUAGAUUUUAGGAAUAUUUUUUUAGUUCGGAUAAUAUUUAUUUUUUUUUAUUUUCAUAGGAAUGCUCUAAAAUAUGAUAAAAGUUUUAUAAUAAGCUGUGUUAUGGCACUUUAAAAGUAUCAAAAAGUUAUAUCUUUACUUUUUAAAUAUUUAAAUUUUGUUAAAAUUUAGUUUUUUUAAAAAAAAAAAACAUUGUGGAAAAACUAUCAUUGUAUUAAUGAUUAGUGUUUAUUUUCAUUUUUUAGCAACGGAAUCACUUGUAGAGACUGAUGAAAAACUGCGUAUGUUUGAAGAUCGAAUGGUUAACCAAAGUAAUACCCAAUCGGAUGAUGUAAAAUCGCCUGAAGUUGCAAAAGAAAAAUCAAAAUCAAAAUCAAAAAUAGAUAAAACUGAUAAUGACCCUAAAGAAAAAAAAACAAGAAAGAGGGCAAUUAGUGAAGAUCGCCCAACAAAGACAAGAGAAAAAUUGGGAGUAAAAAAUAAUAAAAAGAAACAAGAAAAAGUUGAAAGUCAAACUUUGUCUUUAAUUGAGCCAAUAAAAAAAACACGAAGAGCUAACAGUGUGGAUAGAUUGGCAUCAGAGAUUCCAAGUGUUGUAACAAAUAUAAAAAAAAAAAAUCAAAAAACUACUAAAAGCAACAAUGAAGAUGAUGAUAAACAAAAAAAAUCCAAAAGAGUCUUAAAAAAGGCAGAAUCUAUUCCUGAUCCUAUUAUCAACGAAAAAAAGACUAAACUUAAAAGAACUAUGAAAAAAAAUUUAGAUUCUGAAGAAAAUAACAUUAUUCCAGAUACCGAUGAUAAGCCUAUAGUAAAACAAAAAGGCUUAAAAAAAGAACAAGCAUUUAAAGUAAGAAAAACAAAUUGUAUUUAUUUUUUAUCGGUACACACCUAUUUUAUUUUAAAAAUAGAUAUUCAAUUUUAAAGUUAAUUUGUGCAAGAGAUAAAUUUAAAACCCUAACAGAUUUGGAACUUAGUUGCACUACUUAAACAAAAAUCACUUUUAGUAGUCAUGCAUUUAAGAAAAAGAAAAAAAAAUUGGGACAACUUAUACUUAUAUUUUUUCUAAAAUACAUCACCCUUAUUAAAUUUUUUUUUAAUACAGAUUUUAUUAUUAUUAUCGUAGACAUAUUUAUCUACUUUUAUUUAUUUUAGGUAAAUUAUUGAACUUAGGUAAGGUAAUAGGUUAGGUAUAGGUAAACCCUCUUUUCACUAAUAAUUUCCUAGAACUCAAAUGAAGGAAUGUAUAUAAACUUAAAUAAUAAUAAUAAUAAUAGAUAACUUAGGUAGCGUUAUUAUUUAUUUUUAUUUAGAAAAUAAAAAAAUAAAUUAGGUAUAAAACAUAUCUCACAAGUUCAGUUUUUAAUAUACCUAACUAAAAAAAAUAAAAAGCUUUAGCUUUACAAUUGCAUUUAUAUUUAUUUUUGAAAUCCAUUUUAAAAAAAUAAGUCAAUUCUUUUUAUGUUAAUUAAAUUGCAUUUUGUUAUUUUUCCAAAUUAUCAUAUCCAAUUAAAAAAAAAAAAAAUGUCUGUAUUCCAUGAAAAGUAAUUCACUUCAUAAAAUGGAAACCUUUUUUUCCAUUUAGUGAAAUAUUUAAAAAUUGUAUUAAAUGGAUUUCUUUUCACAAAAUGGAUACUAAAAUUUAAUGUUGUACAAUUGUUUCUUCUCAGUUGGUGAAAUUAAAUAUUUGGUUUUGAUUAAUUAUAGAUAUUAUUUAAACAAAUUUGGAAUAUGUUUUAUUUCAAUAAAGGGGUAGGUAGGUAGGUAAUAGUUAAUUUCUUUUUCAUUUGAUUUGUUUCUAAUUUUAUUUUUGUACUUACCGAUGGAUUUAUUUAUAACAGAGUCUGGAUGCCCUAGACACCGAUAUAAUUUGAAUAAAAUGUCAUAAAAGUAAAAAUUUAUUAAUAGAUAUUAUUGACAUAUGUAUGGUUUUUCAGGACAGUUCUCGGAAAAAUAUUGAAAAUCCAUCAAUGAUUGUAUUUGUAUCAUUAACAAAAAUUAUCUAUUCUUAUUUUAGUGUAUGCGAUCUUUAAUUUCCCCCCCCCCCAUUUUUCCCUAAGAACACUCAUCAUGUAUAACCCAUCAAGUCUUUCAUUACUUAUUACUGACCUUAGCCAUAUCUUGAUUCUGUGCUAAGUACUAAAAGACCUUUUUACAGUGCUAGUUGUAAGUGGUAAUGUAAUGUACAUUAGUAUACAUUGUUUGCUUAAGGAAAUAAUAAUUCAUUUCAUAAUUUUUGUUUUGAUAUUUUAUUAUUUUCAAAGGGGGAAAUUUCCCCACUCUUGCCCCUCCCUCACAACAAGCGCCCAUUAAAAGCAGCUCUAUAAUUUUAUAUUUAUGUGAUAUUUUGGGAUAAAUUACUAUAUACUUUUGCAUUUCUUAUGGCAACCUUUAUUAAAAAUUACUAUCAUUAAUUGCAUCAGAUUAUGUAUUAAUUAAAAUGCAUUUCAGUGUAAAUAUUUUUAAUUUUCGUCAACCUGUUGAUGAGAUAUUCCACUUUUAAGUUUGAGUCUAGGGAGAUAAAUAAAGCAUUUGUGUUGCGGUGUUUUAAUAAAGCACCAUUACUUUCUCAUGACCCAAACUUAAAAGUAGAAUGUUUUGUCAGUUGGUUGACUUAAAUCAAAAAUGUCCACACCGAAUUGUGUUUUAACUAAUACUUAUUAUAUUUAUGCAAUUUUUAAUGUAGGUUGUCAUUUGAAAAUCAAAGUAGAUAGUAGUUUUAUCCCAAAAAAUAGCAUAAAUAUAAAAUUAUAGAGUUGUUUGUUCUUAAAUGUUCUAUAAAACAAAUUCUGAAAAAAGUUAAUUCUUUUCGAGAUAUGAGUAUCCCCAAUUAAAUGGAUCACCUUGUAUAUAAUAUAUACUAUUAUUCUAGUAAUUAAUAACAAUACUAAUGAUAAUUUACAGUCAUUUGUAUUACCUACUAAUUUUAUUUUGUUUAACUCUUUAGAAAUUUACAGAAGAUACUCUGGAGAUUCAAAAUGGAACAGAAGCUCUAAAAAUAUCUAGAUUAAAAAAAGAUAAACCAACUAAACGUUUAGUUAAAAAGGAGAUUAUCAAAUAUACUAACAAUAUAGAUUCUGAUAUUGACAUGGUAACAUCUGAUGAUUGUAGCGAUCCUAAUUCUGAUUCUGAUGUUAUAGUUAAACCUUUGAAAAGCAUUCUUAAAAAGCAACCUGAUAUUGAAAAAGAUGUUGUAGAGAAUGACAAAGAAUUAGAUGAACUUAAUGAUGUAGAAUUAUAUGUAGAUAAUAAUGAAGAGGAUGAAGCCAAAGAUGAAGAUAAAGCCAAAGAUGAAGAUAAAGCCAAAGAUGAAGAUAAAGCCAAAGAUGUAGAAGAUGUAGAAGAUGUAGAAGAUGAAGAAGAUGCAGCAAUAUAUGUAGAAAGUGAAGAAGUCGGAUUACCAUCAGGGCUAACUGACUCUGAUUUCGAUGAUGAUGUUGACACUAUUUUUGUAGAAAAAAAACCAGCUAAACGAGUAAGAAAAUUGAAGCAACCAAUUGAAGAUAAAAAAGUAAUGAAAUUGCCAAGAGGUCGUAAAAAUAAAGUUAAUAGUUAUAAAGAUGAUGUUUUGCCAGAUAUCAGUUCACCUGAAGGAACAAAUAUAGAAACUGAGGAUAAUCCUAAAAAGCGGAAAACUAAAGCUAAGGCUAAAAAGUAGUGGUCUUAGGAUAAAUAUAAUACUAUAAAGUAACUUUUUUAAAUUCUAUUUUUUAUUUUUAUGCAAAUUAUAAUACAUUAAUUGUAGAAUUGUAUUAGGUUUAUUAUUAAUACAAUUAUAUAUUUCAAUAAAUAAAUAACAGUUUAAUAUAUAAUUUAUUUAAUUUUUAUUUUAUACAUAAGUAAGUUAUGCUUUACUUUUUGACACAAUUUCCCAACAUCCAUUUAUUCUUUUUACCUUUUCGCCUUUUGCUGUUAAUAUUUCUUCAAUAUUUUUGUAUCCUGUGUCCGGAAACCAUCCUAAAUUGUCAGCUAUUAAAUGAUUAUUACUGCAUCCAUCACAUUCUAUGAUAACAAUUCCUUUUUCGUACGAAAUCUUAGAAAACUUUCGACUGUUUCUAGUAUUGCAUACUGUGCAAGUAAAUAUUAUUUGCAUUUUCUUGCUUGUCUCAGUUUCUGGUUGUGAUUCGCCAUUGUUUUGUACAGUUGGUAGGUUAGUAUAACAUCGAAUAGAAUUAUUGAUUGUAUGAAAUGUUUGAAAAGGUAUUUUAGAUUGUGAACAUAGCGUGGCGUUUUUAUAAGUUCCUGAACUACAAACAUAUUUAGCGAAAUAUGUUAAUUGAAUAAAUUUAGAGCGAAUCAUUAUUGAAAUACAAUAUUAAUUAAAUCAUUUGAAAUAAUUUUGAACACUUAAAUUGAACUAUUAAUUAAAUUGUUUUAUUAUAUUAUCA